Molecule: messenger RNA, 5479 nt
Organism: Nannospalax galili (Upper Galilee mountains blind mole rat)
Lineage: Eukaryota; Metazoa; Chordata; Mammalia; Rodentia; Spalacidae
Gene: Klhdc7a
Product: kelch domain containing 7A
Exons: 2
Coding region: 1-2313 (770 amino acids)
Molecular function (GO): protein binding
Source: RefSeq, a predicted model, not a curated record
AUGUUUCCCACCGGAUCAGAGGCUCAGGACUGGCAUUUGGACAUGCAGCUGACUAGCAAGGUGGUGUUGACCGCUGCUGCGCUGCUCCUGGUGACCGCAGCUUACAGACUCUACAAGUCUAGGCCUGCCCGGGCCAGACAGGGGUGCGGAAAUGCCAAAGCCAAAGCUAAGGAAGAAGCGGAGGACUCAGAGCAGCCUGCUUUCCAGGGUACUCCUCCAGCGACUCUACCAAGGAGGCCAAGACGAAGGAAGGCCAGCAAAGGGGUGGGAGCCCCACUUGACUGCAGCUGGGAGGACCCAGGAGACCCCUGUGUCCUGGUCACUUCCAGAGCAGGGGAGUCCACAAGAAAAGGCUCUGGUGAGGAGUGGGGUGGGCAGAACCCAGACUCCCAGCAGGUGCAUCCUCCCUGCGGUAGCCAGGAAGCCGGAACAGCUGUUGGAGGUAAGCCCAACCCUGCACAACUCCCUGAUUUGGGCAGGGAAACCACAAGCUCCCCAGCCAGACUUGCUGCUGCAGUGGGAGGCAUCUGCGUGGGUAGCAAGCCUGGUUCAUGGCCAGAGGGCCGAUCCCAGGAACAACCAGAGUCUGGGGAUCCAGGAGACCUUGACCCCUGGACUAACCCCUCUCCAGACAGCAGUGACAUGAACUGGAGCUGGGUCAGCAAGGGAGAGGCUGGGGCUCUCCAGGGAGAGGCUGGGGCUCUCCAGGCUGUGGCAGACAUGGGCCUGGCUGUGCAUCAGCAGGAAGGAGCCACCAGUGCCUCCUACACCUUCUUGUCCACGGCCCAGAUACACAUGGAGGAAAUUGUCAAACAGAAGGUGCAAAGCCCACAGCCUGGGCUAAAGGGCAAGGUAUAUGACUAUUAUGUGGAGUCUAUGUCUCAGGCUGUCUCCAGGCCAGUUGCCAAGACAGCAACUCUGACUGAUGCUCCAUCCCUUGGACCAGUACUCAAGACCCCAGGAAAAGAAGCAGCCAUCAGAGGUCAAGCUGACAACACAGGGGGCACAGCUGAAGCACUGGCCUCCCAGCCUGUACCAACCCCCUCUGUGCGGGGCUUCAGCAGGAAGGUGAGUCUCCUGCAGAUUGCAGAGAACCCAGAACUCCAGUUGCAGCCAGAGGGCUUCAGGGCCCCCGCUCCAGUCCACCCAGAACAGAGCACCCAGCUCAGCUCAUCCUGCAGCCAUGGGGAACCCCACGUGCAGCUUGUAGCUGGAACCAACUUUUUCCACAUUCCCCUCACCCCUGCUUCAGCCCCUAACGUCCGCCUGGACCUGGGCAAUUGCUAUGAGGUGCUUACUUUGGCCAAGAGGCAGGGUCUGGAGGCCCUGAAGGAGGCUGCCUACAAGGUGAUGAGUGACAACUAUCUCCAGGUUCUUCGCAGUGCAGACAUCUACCGGGGUCUAAGUGGGGCAGAGCAGGAGCUAAUCCUCCAGCGCCGGUUCCAAGGCCGCAAGUGCCUGGUGGUGGCUGAUGUGUGCCCCCAGGAAGACAGUGGCUGCCUCUGUUGCUAUAACGAUGCACAGGACACCUGGCACCGACUGGCCCAGUUGCCCCUGGAGGCUGUGUCCCAGGGCUGUGCAGUCUCUGCUCUCUUUAAUUACCUAUUUGUGGUGUCAGGCUGCCAGGGGCCCAUGGGCCAGCCCUCCAACCGUGUCUUUUGCUACAACCCCUUGACUGGGAUCUGGAGUGAGGUGUGUCCCCUGAACCAGGCUCGGCCUCACUGCCAGCUGGUGGCCCUAGAUAGGCAUCUCUAUGCCAUCGGGGGUGAGUGUCUGAACACAGUGGAGCGUUAUGACCCUCGCCUGGACCGCUGGACCUUCACCUCGCAGCUGCCCAACGACACAUUUGCCCUGGCACACACAGCCACAGUGUGUGCCAAUGAGAUCUUUGUCACUGGGGGUAGCCUGCGCUACCUGUUGCUUCGGUUCUCAGCCCAGGAGCAGCGUUGGCAGGUAGGCCCUACAGGGGGCAGCAAGGACCGCACAGCGGAGAUGGUGGCUGUCAAUGGCUUUCUCUACCGUUUCGACCUCAACCGUAGCCUGGGCAUCAGCGUGUACCGCUGCAGCGCCAGCACCCGGCUCUGGUACGAGUGUGCCACAUACCGGUUGCCUUACCCAGAUGCUUUCCAGUGCGCUGUGGUAGACAAUCACAUCUACUGUGUGGGCCGCCGGCGCACACUCUGCUUCCUGGCGGACCACAUCUCCCCCCGAUUUAUGCCCAAUGAACUGCAGAGUUUCCCUUCCCCUCGGGGCACCCUUCUGCCCGCUGUCCUGACCUUGCCAGCCCCAGAUGUGCCUCAGACCCCAGUCUAGCAGCCUGCUGCUGGUCUCCUUGUGAGACACCAAGGUCCACAGCUGCUGCCCUAUCCAUGGCUCCAGGGGCUGUCUCUGGGUAAGAGGUGGGCAGGAACUUGGUCUUAGAAUGAAAAGAUGUGUCUUCCCUCUGUCAAAGGCUACAGGAUUUUAGGGGAAUCUUCACCCUCCAAGGACUGGAGGCCUGCUACAUACAAAGAAGUCAGGGAUCAUUAUCCAAGGCAGCAGGCAUCCACAGCUGCAAGGGUGACUGCCACCUUGCCUCUGAUCUGAAUUCCUGAGGGGCCAUCUUAGAACCCCAUCAAAGCUCAGGGGCACAGCUUUACCACGACUACAGUUUCAGGUGCCAGGAGACCCCUAUGGUCCCUCCGGCUGGUUGGAUUUCUGUACCCCCUCCUGAACCUUGGUCACACACCAUCUUUGAAGUUCCCAGAUGCAUUGGGGAGCACGUUAUGAUAACCGAGGUAGGUUUAGGCAGGAGCAGGAAGGAGCCCAGGGUUCCCCUGGGAUUCAUCCAGACGAGUCAGUUGGAGGUGUGACAAGAAAAGCUGGGGUACCACAGGGACCCCUGCUUGCAGGGCGCAUUAACCAGAGCCCACUUUUCUUUUUUUAAUUACCUGGAGUAUGGGCUGUAAGGAGAGAAACAUCCAUCUUUAGCAAGAGUUCUACUAAAGAUGCAGGCGAUUUUCUCGGGAGGCAGGGAAUAUAGAUGUGGUCCAAGACUCCCUUCCUCCCAGAUCCAGAUGGUACCCACCAUCACCUAAACACAGCAUACUUUUCAGGGUUCUAAACCCUAUCUGCCUAGAAGCCGGGGCAGCCACGAUCAGUCAGGGCUUCUGUUACCUUCUCUGAAUCCUGUGGCCACCCGGUCUGCCUUAUCAGAUGGGGAGGAAUUGGAGGUGGGGGCAGGUCCAGGAUGGAGCUGAGGCGCUAGAAGAUUCUAAUGGAGCACCCAAGUCUCAAUCUCCUUUCACAUCAGAGAAGACCCAACCUCCGGAAGAUCCCUGUUCUUCCAGGAAGGAGGGCAGAGAUCCUGGCCCAACCUAUUACCACACCUACCAUGCCCUCCAUCUCUGAGGGAGGCACAGACGUGGGGAGGAAAGAAGCGAAGCUCUUGGUGUCAGUCAGGAGGCAGGAGGUGGGACUCACCCCGGGGGCAGGGCCUGGCAAGUGAGAGGAUAGCAUCACUCUCUACCAGUGUCCCUGUAAAGUCCUUCCUAGAUCCCAAGGGGUGUCAGGCUGCUGGAGCUGAGGCUGGGGGCUCUUUUGGAAGAUGCAGGAUUAGAACAUAGAACGAGGAGGAAGUUGGCACAGAAAUGAGAGAAGAGUUUCUUUUUGACCACAUAAGUUCACCAUCCCUGGCUAAGGACUUGGGAGGAAGAGGCAGCUGAGUUGGUUGUCAAAUUGGAAAAACUGAGUAAGAACAGCCUGGGCCCUAAUAGGUCCCUGAGGAGGGAAGCGCCCCUCUAUCCCAGCCAAGGCCAUGUUCAAUACUCAAGCAUGAAUCACUGAGGAGCAAGGAUAGGGGGUGACUUCAGUGAAGACUCAAAGAGUCUUUGGCAUGGUGAUGCCAGGCUGGGGCAGGGUGUACUUGAAGGUGCCCCCAGUUCUCAGGCAGAAGGCAAGACCCUAGCCAAGUGGGAUGGAGUCUAGGAUAGGUUCUAGGCCCAAGAGAAGAGGAACUAAGCCUCUGGUCAGGUAUAGGCAAGUGAUUACAGGGAAAAGGCAACAAAAUAUGUUCCAGACUUCAGUGAAUGGGAUGUGGUGAAAGAAGGCUGAGAUUGAGCUCAUCUGAGCCUCACAGGCACAUCUGCUAUGCCUCCCUUGUGUUCCUGUGGCAGACAUUACUAAUCAAUUGUCCUAUCUUUUCCUGAGGAGACUUUAUAAUGGCCUUAGAAUUGUUCAAUACUGUAUCCCAGCACUCACGGCUAAUAGACCAGAACCGAUAUGUAUGAACCAUUGCUGGCUUGGGUCUCUGGAGCUGGGUUUGGGGAUGGAAGUGGCUAGGGGCAUCGGGGAACCUGGAGGGAGCAUGGUUGUCGGGAUCCAUCCAUUCGCUCAUGAAAUAAACAUGUGCAGGCUGUUCGAGCCAGGCACUGUUCCGAGGCUGGGAGAAAAGCAGAGCCGUGUGCUGAUAGAGCCCAUAUCACUAGUGGAGGAAAGUAAGACAUUUAAUAAAGUAUACACAGAAAGGCAGAAAUUGAACCCAGGCUGUAUAAGCGCUGAGGAGCAUAUGAUCAGGCCUCCUGAUGAGAUGGCAUCCGAGGCGGGAUGGAGCAGGGAUGGGGAGCACAGAGCAGGGAGAGGAAUGGCUUUCCUACACAGGCUGAUGACCAGGGUUGCCUCGCAGAAGCACCCUGGGGUGAAAGAAAGGCAGGCCAUUAUGAUUCUGUCUUCGGACUGAGGGAAAGCUCUCAGUGGCACCAACAUUUAUGAAGCAGAAUCUUUGUACAGAAGCAAACUCUGUUCCCCAGGGAGAGAAGCAGUCUUGGCAUUCUUGAGGGUGAGAGCCAGCAUCAUCGUCAGGGGGUCACAGACACCCGUGCCUGAGUGCGCAGCUGGGGGGCAGCCUGUUGGUACCUGCAACCCACGCGGCCAGAGUCUAGGAUUUCACUUGACCUUGUGAAGCAGCCUGGGGUCUGUCAACCUCCUGCCCUUCAGCCUCCCCGUGGUUUUCCUGGGCUGGUUCUUUGCAGAUCGUGUCUUGUUUUUCUUCUAAGAGUUCUUCUUCUUUGGGAGAAAAACAAAAGCAAGUUUGGUUUCUUUCCACUUUAAGCCAGCUGUGCCCCUUAUAGAAAAACAAGAAUUGGAAGAUAGAGAAUUGGAAGAUAGAGAAAAGUAUUUUUUAAAUCUCCCCAAUUUUGCCACCUGAAGAUGUCUCCUGCUGGGGUGCGUGCCCCCCGGGCCUCUUUCUUCUGUUUGGCUUGGUUUUUUGUUCGGGCGUGAUUAUGCUGAGCAUACAAUUCCGUCGCUUCCUCUGCACACGGUGCUUUUAGAAAAAGCAUCUUGUAGUGUUAUUACAAACCCUCGGUAAACAUCAUUUCAAUAGUUGCACAAUAUUCCACCGAGUGAACGCUCACUCGUUAUUUAAGCAUGCUCCCCCUGUGGGUUUUUCUCCCAGUUGGUUUUUUGUUUUGUCUUGUUUUGUUUUCCCUAUCAUAAAUAA